This is a messenger RNA of Spinacia oleracea (spinach), 1128 nucleotides long. Its product is annotated as protein DOG1-like 3. Gene Ontology annotation, biological process: DNA-templated transcription. Lineage: Eukaryota; Viridiplantae; Streptophyta; Magnoliopsida; Caryophyllales; Amaranthaceae. The coding region runs from base 60 to 947 and encodes 295 amino acids. The transcript has a single exon. The record is from RefSeq and is a predicted model, not a curated record. Gene Ontology annotation, molecular function: sequence-specific DNA binding.
UUAGUUGCAUCCUCGUAUAGCUUCAUGUUUUAUCAAACCACUCUUCUAAAAGCACAACCAUGUUUCCAUCCUCAUCAUCCAAAUCUACACUCGAUCUUGGACAUAAGUCCAAGUGUGAGUUCGAGUCUGAGUCUGAGUUUGAGCCAUUCAACAAGUUUUUCUUAGACGGACUUUUGGUCCAGGAGCGGGAUCUCCAGGAGCUUAAGACCAUGGUUGACACCCACUCUGUGUCAACCACUCAAUGUCUCCAGGAGCUAGUGGGCCGGGUCAUGACCCACUACGAGGAUUUUUACCGGUCCAGGACUAAGUCGAUCAGGGAGAACGUCCUCCUCAUGCUAACCCCGGACUGGCUGUCCAAACUCGAAGACGCAUUUCUUUGGAUAGGUGGGUGGAGACCCACCACAGCGGUGCACUUGCUGUACUCCAAGGCCGGGUUGCAGCUCGAGGCCCGACUCGGUGAUGAUCGGGUCAACACGGAAGACGAUCUGGGAAACCUUUCUUUGAGUCAACUCGUUCGAGUCGACGAGUUACAAAGGCGGACGAUCGCCGAGGAGAAGAAGUUAUCUGAAUCCCUCGCUUCCCACCAAGAGACCAUUGCUGAUUCCACCAUGGUUGGACUGUUGGAUAAUCCCGAGACCGAGUUUGUGGCUCGGACGGAGUCUGACUCGGUGAAAGAACGAGUGUACUCGGCUUUGGCGCCCAAGGAGAACGGGCUAGUGGGUAUUUUGCGGGAAGCGGACGAUCUACGGCUUAGGACGCUCAAGAGUGUGGUGGAUAUCUUGAGCCCAAUCCAAGCCGUUCAUUUCUUGAUUGCUGAUACCCAGCUUUAUCUCAGGGUUCAUGAGUGGGGUAAGCUGAAAGAUGAACACAACAAGAGUUUGCAAGAACCCCACGGUGAUGGUGGGCCUUGGAACGUCAUAGAGCCCGAAAGAGAGCCCAGCCCAUGAAACCCUUAAACAACUAUCGAACUAUGGAGUAUUAGCUAGAGAAACCUACUCGUGUUAUGCUUUAUUUUGCACCAUAAUUUCCCAUUUCCUCUGAUCUAUCUUAUUUCACGUUUUGUACAGUUUCCAUUACACAUAAACAUAAUUUUUUACAAUGCAUAUUUUCAAGAAUUCAAAGAAUUAA